Messenger RNA from Drosophila persimilis, 1441 nucleotides. RefSeq names its product DNA polymerase delta small subunit (gene PolD2). The coding region runs from base 97 to 1392 and encodes 431 amino acids. Gene Ontology annotation, biological process: DNA replication; DNA strand elongation involved in DNA replication. Lineage: Eukaryota; Metazoa; Arthropoda; Insecta; Diptera; Drosophilidae. Gene Ontology annotation, molecular function: DNA binding. The record is from RefSeq and is a predicted model, not a curated record. The transcript has a single exon. Gene Ontology annotation, cellular component: delta DNA polymerase complex.
AGAGCAACACGGUGACUAGUGAUCGUUGUUAUCGAUAGAUAGGUGGACGGACGCACACUUUAAAAGUAUAAAAGAACAUCCAUAAAAGCGUAAAUAAUGACUCUUCGGUUUGAGAGCUCCUACGAGAACUUAAGCAGCCAAUAUCUGCUGAAGGAGUACAAUUACCAGAAGCAGUUCUGUCACCUGUACGCUCACCGCUUGGCCGAGAUGACGCGCCUCCUGACGCCGCUUGCCCAGAAGAAGUGGGGAAAAACGGAGCCAAUUAAGAAGCUGUGCGAGCUGCGUGGCGAACAGGAUGUGCACUGCAUCCUGAUUGGCACCAUCUACAAGCACCAGGCCCACAAGCCCAGCAUCCUAAGGGACAUAUCCGAGGAGAAUCAAUUGGCACCCCAGCCCCCGCGACAGAAUUACUCGGAGCCUGAAGACAAGGUGAUCCUAGAGGAUGAAUUGCAGCGGGUGCGUUUACAGGGUAAGAUGCUGCAGACCCAGCUCAUGGCCACCGGCAUCGUGUGCGCCGUCCUGGGCGGAACAGAUAACGAAGGCUUUUUCAACGUCGACGAUGUGAUGUACUAUGAAAGUGGGCCACAGAAGCCUUUGUCUACCAUACGGAACCGUCUGCUGGUGCUUGUAUCUGGCUUGGAUCAGCUGCAGGCCCACACCUAUGUAGAAGCACUGAACCUGUUUCAGUACUGGCUUAGCGGCAGUCUGGGCAAUGGGAAAGAUGCCAAAUCCUUGGUCCGAUUGAUCAUAGCCGGAAACUCGGUGCGCGGCAGUGCAGUGGCGCAUGUUCCGACCCUGCAGGUAGCACGCUCACAAGCGAACGCCAACGACACUGUCCAGGCGGUCACCCAGCUGGACAGUUGGUUCGCCUCGUGGGCGCAAUGCCUGCCCAUCGAUGUGAUGCCGGGCGCUUACGAUCCGGCCAACUUUAUGCUGCCGCAACAGCCGUUCCACAAAUGCAUGUUUCCCCAAGCGGCACAACUCACAUCGUUCCAGGCCGUGACCAAUCCGUACAAUUGUCGCCUGGAUGAUGCUCUCAUUGUGGGCACUGCAGGUCAGAAUGUGGCAGAUCUCCUCCGCAGUACUUCGAUGGAGUCUUCUCUAGAGGCCCUACGCUGCACCCUAACAUGGGGCCAUGUGGCCCCCACAGCCCCAGACACUCUGGCCUGCUAUCCGUACAUCGAAAACGAUCCAUUCAUCAUGCGGGAGUGUCCCCACGUCUACUUUGCAGGAAACUGCGAAGCCUUCGAAACGGCACUUCAUGUUACCUCCGAGGGGAAACGCACAUGCUUAGUCUGCGUGCCCAGCUUCGGCAAGACGAAGAGCGUCGCCGUGGUAGAUCUGGACACGCUCUCCUGUAGGCAGAUAAGCUUUAGCGUAGAAUCUGAAUGAAAUAUAAAGUCAUAUUGAAAUAAAUUACAUGCAUUUUAGUAAAUAUAAA